Cotesia congregata is the source of this 2334-nucleotide messenger RNA. Lineage: Eukaryota; Metazoa; Arthropoda; Insecta; Hymenoptera; Braconidae. The record is from the annotation of a GenBank genome assembly.
AUGAAGCUGUUGAAACCCAACUGGGUGUCUCAUGAUGAUUUUCCGAUAUUUUCCGUGGAUAUCCAUCCUGAUGGCAAGAGAUUUGCUACUGGAGGCCAAGCUUGUGUAAACUGUGUGCGAUGGAGCGCUGGAGGUCUUCUGGCCUCUGGAGGUGACGACAAGGUAAUUAUGAUUUGGCGCUAUCACGGGAGUGGAGGAAGCGCGUCAUUUGGUGGCAAACCCAGUGUCGAGAGUUGGCGAUGCGUUUCGACACUCAGAUGUCACGAAGGAGACGUGCUAGACCUGGCCUGGGCACCCCACAGUCCUUGGCUAGCAUCUGCGUCCGUUGAUAACAGUAUCAUCAUCUGGGACGCCUCCAACUUCCCAAAUAUUAUCGCGAUUCUCAAAGGUCACACGGGUCUUGUCAAAGGUGUGACUUGGGACCCCGUUGGCAAGUAUUUAGCUUCCCAGUCAGAUGAUAAAUCUCUGAAGGUUUGGAGCACUACGGAUUGGAGUGAGACGACUUCGAUAUCAGAUCCUUUUGUUGAAUGUGGUGGUACAACUCAUGUUUUGAGAUUAUCUUGGAGUCCAGAUGGUCAAUAUUUAGUAUCAGCUCAUGCCAUGAAUGGCGGAGGACCUACUGCUCAGAUAAUUGAGCGUGGUAAUUGGACUUAUGACAAAGAUUUUGUUGGUCACCGUAAAGCUGUUACCUGUGUAAGAUUUAACAGCAAUAUAUUCCAAAAGAAACAAGGUGGAUCUUCAAAAGCGCGUGAAUAUUGUUGUCUGGCAAUUGGCUCCCGUGAUCGUGCUCUUUCGGUGUGGCUUACAUCAUUAAAAAGACCUCUGAUGGUCAUCAACGAAUUGUUCACCCACUCCGUGCUAGAUGCAAGCUGGUCGCCAUGUGGCUUAAGAUUAGCUGCUUGCUCUUGGGAUGGUACCGUAGCGUUUAUGGAAUUCACCCAGCAAGAAUUAGGUCGGCCGCUAAAUCCUGAAGAACAGUCAUUGGUUCACGGAGGAUUCACAGUAAUGGAAGCACCAGUUUUGUUGAAUAUGAAACCACCAGCACCAACAACUCAGUCACAACCCGCUCAACCAGUUUCAAACGGUUUCUCUCCUUCAGUUUCAUCAUCGCCUUCUCCUAUAAAAGCUCCGAUAAAUAAACAAAUAGAAAUGAGAACUUCUGAUGGAAGAAGACGAAUCACGCCAAUGUUCAUUCCUCCCCCACCAGAUACAGUGAAUUCUAGUGAAAGUACCGACACCACAGCAGCAAUAAAAAAUACUCCAACUUUUUCAAGCACAUCUCAGACUAAAAGUUCUAUCGUAAUUGAAAAACGUGACGACGUCGUAGCGCCUAACGUCACCACGACGACAAACAUGGCGACGCCGUCAACGUCGGCACCAGGACUUACGUUGAAACGUCGCGACCCAACAACCGCUCGGCCUAAUCAUCAUCAUCACCAUCAUCAUCAUCAUAGUCGAAAGCCGCGUUUGGUAAACGAUAAACAAGGCAGCAUUGUGUUUCCGGCGUUGAAACCCGUAGGUUCACUGUCACACCAAGCCGCUCACUAUGCUGUGACAGUCACAAACAAUCAAAAUUUAGCUCAUCUACAAGUCUUCCGAGGCACGGACUCAGAACCGACGUGGAACCUUCACUUAGGCUACAGUGCUGUUGCUUUGGCUGCUUCUGCGGCUGUCAUCGCCGUAGGAUUGGAAGACGGAAGUAUCCAUACGUUUGAUCCUACGAAAGGAUCACGACCUGCACCGCCUUUGGCUCCACCAGCUCCUCUUGCUAAACUCCAUGCUGUCGGUAAUGCAGUCAUGGUGAUAUCUUGCUGCGGUGCUGUUCGUGUUUGGGAAAUCGGCAGCACGUCAAAACUUAUUGUAUCUACUUCUGCUAGUCAUUUAGCAGCUUUUGGAGGUGCAUCGACUUUAGUUGGUAGCAGAACACCACGUGGUCCAUUGUCUUCAUUGCAAGAAGCAUUGAAUCGAACCGCUGGCGGUAUAAUGCCUAGUCCAAGACCACCACACAACGGCUCGAGUAUUGUUUCGUAUCUAGAACAACAGUUACUAGCUUCAAAAGCUUUAGGCAGUCAGCAGGAAUAUAUCCAUUGGUUCAUGGCUUUAAUUUCGUUUCUAUUAACUCAAGAUGGGCUGGAAAAAAGAUUGCGAAUAAUGCUUGAUGAUCUGAUGGGACCAAGUCACAGCACUGCGGCCAAAAGUACGUGGGACCCAAUGAUUCUCGGUAUUAGAAAGCACAAACUUUUGGCAGAUGCUCUUGGAGUAAUUGGCGGACAUUUACGAUGGCAGAGAUUAUAUUUAGAGUAUUCUGAACAAUUAGCUUCGCUCAAAAGCUAA